GAGCCCUAUAAAUGGCCCUGGCAGGGGACGGUCGCGGCCACCGCAGCCGGAGGAGCCGCAGCGCGCACCGUCCCGUCGGAGAUCAUGAGCUUGCAGCCGUGGGGCUAUUUAAAGGACAAUGGGCCAGAUCGCUGGCAUGAAACAUACCCAAUGGCUAAAGGGAAUAAUCAGUCACCUGUUGCAAUCCUGACCAAGGAUGUCUACAAAGACCCUGCUCUAUUGCCUUGGUUUACUGGCUAUGAUCCAGGUGCAGCUAAGACCAUAAUGAACACUGGGAAAACUUGCCGUGUUACAUUUGAUGACACUUUCGAUCGCUCAGUGCUCAGGGGAGGGCCACUUCAGGGUACUUACCGGCUGCGUCAGCUUCUCAUCCACUGGGGUUCUACAGAUGACAAAGGCUCAGAGCAUGUGAUUGACGCAACAAGGCAUGCAGGAGAGAUUCAUUUGGUGCACUGGUAUCCUAAGUAUAGCAAUUAUGCAGAUUCUCUGAGAAAAACUGAUGGUGUGGCUAUCUUGGCUAUUCUUCUGAAAGUAGGGAAAGAUCCUAAGCCAGAGAUGAAGAGAAUUCUUGAAGAAAUGGAAGCCAUUAAGACCAAGGGGAAAGAGGUUCCUUUUCAAAACUUUGAUCCAUCCAUCCUUUUCCCUCAAAAUCGGAGCUACUUCACCUACCAAGGCUCCUUCACUACACCUCCUUGUGAUGAGUGUGUUACCUGGAUUAUUCUGAAAGAGCCAAUCACCGUCAGUGUGGACCAGAUGGAAAAACUUCGUAGCCUAUCUAGCAACGCUGCAGGUGACCCCUAUUGUGCUUUGGUGGACAACUGGCGGCCUCUUCAGCCUCUGAAUAACAGGAUGGUAAGAUCUCCAUGCCAAUAGAAUCUUUGCUGAAGCCCAUGAUCUUCGAUUGUGAAGACCCAGGAUUCCACACUCGUGUUGUGUUUGACCUGCUAUUCUCCCUCGAGAUCUGUACUGUUGAGCUAGAAAUUCUGAGCGAUGAAACAGGACAAUUUAGAUAAAAUUAAUCAACAUCCUAGAGGGGGGAAAUCACUGGGAAAAUAUUAACUAUAUUAGAAUGGGGAAUCUCUCUCGAUAAUCUUUGUGAACACUACCAUUUUUAUGGAAAAUUCUGUGGGUGGGUGGGAAGGUCUUCAAGGAUUUCUUUCUUUCUUUCUUUCUUUCUUUCUUUCUUUCUUUCUUUCUUUCUCUCUCUCUCUCUCUCUCUCUCUCUCUCUCUCUCUCUCUCUCACACACACACACCUGUAAAUGAAGAAUGCUAGAGGAGCACAGCAGGAGUUGAAUGCAUUUCUGUAUCAUAUCUAUGUAUAAAGUGUCAUUAAAAAUGCAAAUUGUGAAGAAAAUCAGCCUGGAAGUCUAACCCUCUAUCCUUCUCAUUGUUGACGGUGAAAUUAAACACAUUCAUUCAAACAGGAUAUAGUAUGGGAUGAAGCAUUCUUAUUUAAUUGCACAACUUCAUUUCCUGUCGAUUUGUUUGAAAUAAUAAACAGCCGGGAUUUUGUUUAAUAUGUAGGUAAUCUUAGUGACUCUAAAUUAGGGUGGGUUUUUUUUGGGGGGGGGGGUUUCCAGAAAACAUUAUGAGCUAUUUAAUUUUUAGAGUUUCUUGUAUCAUUUCUCUGAUGUGUCAACAAGGUCACUUUCUGAACUUCUGAUUUUAUUAUUUUGCAGUUAAUUUUUAUGCCAUUGAAGUUAGCGUAAUGAAAUAUUGGUCGAAAACCCAUUUCACUUGUGAAAUGCUCAGAUGAAUUUUGCAAUGGGAAAUAUCUCAAAGUUUCAAACUACUAAAGAAAUUUGUAUGUCCUGUUUCAAUACGUUGCAGCCAGUAGUUUACAGAUGUCAGAAUACUAACUUUGAAUCUGACUUAUUGAAAUAAAUGGACUUAUUUGUCAUUAACUUGCA
Podarcis raffonei (Aeolian wall lizard) is the source of this 1911-nucleotide messenger RNA. RefSeq names its product carbonic anhydrase 3 (gene CA3). Gene Ontology annotation, molecular function: zinc ion binding; carbonate dehydratase activity. The record is from RefSeq and is a predicted model, not a curated record. The transcript is spliced from 7 exons. Gene Ontology annotation, cellular component: cytoplasm. NCBI's taxonomy places the organism in Eukaryota, Metazoa, Chordata, Lepidosauria, Squamata, Lacertidae. The coding region runs from base 85 to 873 and encodes 262 amino acids.